Molecule: messenger RNA, 3082 nt
Organism: Closterium sp. NIES-67
Lineage: Eukaryota; Viridiplantae; Streptophyta; Zygnematophyceae; Desmidiales; Closteriaceae
Source: the annotation of a GenBank genome assembly
AUAUAUGCCUCUACCGUGUCUCUGGAACUCUUCCUGACAUACCUUUUUCUGGUACUUUCCGGGGGGAGUACUCAAUUCGGAGGAUCCUGGGAAACACUGCAGAGCCGUGCAACAUCCGCAUCGCCAUCGUCCGUCAAGGACCCCUCAGAGCAACUGCUGGCUAGCGAGAUCGCCGAGAUUUCACAUCCUACCACUGAUGAUUGCUAGCCUUGAACAAGGACCUGCCGGCCAGGGCCUAGUAGUGUCUUUAGCAGGGCCCUCUUAGAACCAAGGAGUAGUGUCAACAGUACCAAGGAAGCUGCGUGCCGCUGUGGUUUUUGAGUCGACUAAAAAAUCACCUGCCGGCGAGGGCCCAGCAGUGUCUCCAGAAGGGCCGCCUUAGAACAGAGCCGGAAGCUGCGUGUCGCUGUGAUGAGAGCCCUUGAGGUGACUGAAGCCGUGUGACGGUGCAGUGACUGCCUAAGUAGCGUCGCCUCCGCCUCCUCAAGUGCGAGCAGUCACUCUCUCUUUCAAGUCCAAACUAAGCCCCCCCGGGAAAUCAGCGAAUUGCGUGCGUUCCUCUCAACAGUUACAACCUCUUCACGUUUUCGACUGGUGAAUCCAGCUGAAUUUGGCAGUAUUUCGUCCGCGAUAUGCGUGGACUCAUUAUCAGUGCCCCGCUACUUGCAGCAGAUACAAGCGUUCGCCAGCCGCUCUCUUGGUCUCCUUCCAAAACUCCCCCACAAUAACUAUUUUAUCGGAAAACCGGACUCGUUAAGCGGCGGAUUAUAACGGGUCCGGCAUGGGCAGUAUCGUGAACAUCCCCGGCAUCACGAGCAGCGGCAGCACGGCGGCGUUGUUCCACCUCAUCCUCCCGCAACGCUACGUCAUCGUGCUGCUCACGCUAGUGUGCUCCGCCGUGUGCUAUAUCGAACGCGUGGGCUUCUCUAUCGCGUACACCGCCAUCGCGAUCCGGGAAGGCGUGGAUCAGGCGACGAAAGGAUGGGUCAUGUCGGCCUUUUACUACGGAUAUGCCUCCUCGCAGGUUCCCGGCAGUUGGGCGUCCCAAAAGUAUGGCGGUAGACGCGUCCUCACGUACUCGUUUGUAGCCUGGUCCGUUUUAUGCGUCCUCACGCCCACCGAGUCACCCCCUGACAGUACAGGCAGCGGCCCCAAUACAGUCACGCUCGUUGUAAUCCGCCUGCUAGUAGGCAUCGCACAGGGAUUCAUUUUCCCCGCGAUACACACUGUUCUAGCUCAAUGGACGCCUCCCCAUGAGAAAUCGCGCGCGGUUAGUUUAUCAAUGUCCGGAAUGUACCUAGGAGCCGGCAUAGCUAUGCAGAUCUUACCCGGAUUAGUAGCCUCUAGAGGCCCCGAGUCGGUGUUCCAGUUAGUAGCCGCUAUGGGCGUCGCGUGGACUAUUCUAUGGGUUAAGUACGCAUCAGACCCCCCGGGGGGGCCUACGGCGUUUGCUCAUGUGCCGGCUGGGGGAGUGGGCGGAGCAAGCAUGGGGGGAAUUAAAUCCCCAUCAAGUGCAGUUUCAGCGUCGGGUUCAGGGGGAAUGGGGGGAAGAGAGGAGGAGCUUCAGCGGCUAAAGAGACUGGGAGAGGAGUUCACCUCAACGCCUAAACACCUCAAGACGUCCUACAAGCCAUCCAUGGCUAAAGACCCUCCUAUUCCCUGGGUACCGAUCCUCAUGAGCGCGCCGGUGUGGGCCAUAGUAGCCAAUAACUUCACCUUCCACUACGCGCUAUAUGUUCUUAUGAACUGGCUCCCUACUUACUUCCACCAAGCCCUAAACACCAGCCUGCACAACGUAGGGUCCGGUAAAGCCAUGCCAUACUAUAUCAUGACUCUGUUUUCCAAUAUCGGGGGUGUACUCGCCGAUCACUUAAUCGCAAAACGGUACCUGACUGUAGGGGGUACAAGAAAGGUCCUCAACACUAUAGGCUUCUUUGCCUCAGCAGUCGCCCUAGCCCUAACCCCCGUCCUUAAAUCCGUCAACGGCGCAGUGCUCUGCUCGUCUCUAACCCUAGGCGCGUGUGCGAUUGCCCGAGCAGGGUUUGCAGUCAACCACAUGGAUAUAGCGCCUCGGUUCGCAGGGGUGGUGAUGGGUGUAUCGAACACUGCUGGCACCAUGGCAGGGGUGGUUGGGGUGGCAGCUUCUGGGCUGAUUCUCGAGGCGUUUUCAGGGGGAGGAGGAGGGGGAGGGGGGAUUGACCCUGGGUGGUGGUGGGUGUUCUUCACACCGGCUUCCCUCUGUGUGGUCAGUGCGUUGAUCUUCGAUGCCUUCGCCACGGGGGAGAGGGUGUUUGAGUAACUUGCUGGUAACAAGGGAGAAGGCCAGCUGCAGUGUGAAGGAGGGUUUGAUCGCCAGUGCCUUUGCCACGGGGGAGGGGGCGUUUGAGUGAUGCUGUGGGCUCUUGGCCAUCCUACUGAUGCUCGAGUCGACUCGGGUGGCGUGCGGCUACUCUCUGUGUGCUCAGCUGCUGUCUCCUCUGCUGCUGCCUGCUUGGCUGCUGUGGCGUUACCAUCUUAAAGGGUCAACUCAGAGUCGGCUCGCUUCUGAAGUCUGGCCACAACACCUCUCUGCAAUGCUUGCCGUGCUGCGAGUCCCACCUGCUGAGUUUCUCAGACUCACCUCACCACCAAGACACCCCCGAGCUUCAAAGGGUGGUGGAUAAUGCAGUGAAAAGGGGGGGGGGAGUGGGGUGGGCGAACCUGGUGGGACAGGUAGAGGACUCUUCUGCUGGUGAAGGGCGGGUUCAAGAGCAGCACUCAGCAACUGCAGCCAGAGAACCAGCAGCAGCAGUGGCAGAAGCAAAAGGUAGCAGCCUGCGGCAAAUUUUGUCAGAAGUAGCAGCGGCAGUGGCUGGCAGCAGGGCUGACAGCCACCGAACCGACGUGAUGAGGCCUAACUAUCCCUCUUAGUGUUUCUAACAUAGCCUGUAACGUGUGGCCUGUAAAGUGGCCUGUAACAAGACCUAUCAUAGAGAUUCAUCAUUACUUCUGCUGGUGCUGAAUGUUGCGAGCCCAGUAUACCCUAUAACAUGGCAGUGCACAUGUGUACACCUCUUAGUACCCAAUAUGCGAACUAUAAACC